Molecule: messenger RNA, 546 nt
Organism: Temnothorax curvispinosus
Lineage: Eukaryota; Metazoa; Arthropoda; Insecta; Hymenoptera; Formicidae
Exons: 2
Source: RefSeq, a predicted model, not a curated record
AUGACGAGUAUAAAUCAGGCUGUCACUAAACCAAAAUCGCAUAUCAAGGACAGUUGGUCGUUCGUGAAGAUCAUCAAGGAGUUUAACAUCCCUCUGGAUCACAUUCUUGUAUCUCUCGACGUGGUUGCGCUGUUCACGAACAUUCCCACAGAGCUCGUUUUAACUGGUAUUGAAAAAAGGUGGGAUGCAAUUUCGAGAAAGACCAAGAUGAGCUUGGAGCAAUUCUUGUUUGCCAUCAAGAUGAUUUUGAAUUCCACCAGUUUCUCCUUUAAUGAUGAAUUUUACGAGCAAAUCUUUGGCAGCCCAAUGGGCUCCCCUCUCUCUCCGAUUUUGGCGGACAUCGUCAUGGACGAUCUCGAAACUUGUUGCCUUCAAUCCUUUGACUUUCCGAUUGACAUAUUUUUUCGUUAUGUUGAUGACAUCUUCAUGUGUAUCCCGAAAUCAAAACUUAACGAUAUUGUGCUCGCUUUUAACAGCUAUCAUCCUCGUCUAAAAUUCACGUACGAGUUGGAAGAAAAUAAUUGUUUGAAUUUUUUAGACACGACC